Molecule: messenger RNA, 4632 nt
Organism: Rhinocladiella mackenziei CBS 650.93
Lineage: Eukaryota; Fungi; Ascomycota; Eurotiomycetes; Chaetothyriales; Herpotrichiellaceae
Exons: 1
Coding region: 1-4632 (1543 amino acids)
Source: RefSeq, a predicted model, not a curated record
AUGUCGCACAGAACACCGGGGCAUGACACCCAACAGGGUGUUUCCAGAACAAGAGAUGCUACCGUGGCACAGACCGCCAGAUUGCAAACGGUUAUGCAGGAUGCCCCUCAACUGGAAUCAACUGGCCCCAGCGCAAGCAGAGGGCCGACUUCACAGUUACCACAUCUCUUAACUGACCGGUCGGGACAUCCAAGUGGAAAGCCUCGUCCCAAACCGACAGCCAUCCCUCGAUCAACUGCCAAAACCCCCAGUGUACGGUCAACGACUCCUCUGAGAAAUGUGUCGAGUUCAGCAGGAACUAAGUCGGCCGGAAACUCCAGUUCUAUGCCGCAGGACGCACCAUUGGCCAUGGAUUCUAGUCAUGCACCGAGAACGAAGGAUCCUUCCUUUACCACGAGAAGAAUUGCUCGCUCAUCAGAUGCUUCGAGCGAUGAGCGUUCGUCUUCAGAUGCAGACCAUGAUGCCAUCUUCAGCAUAGUCAUGCCCGAAGUCAGUACGGCAAGCCGGCCGACCGAUCUGCCUCCUCGACUCAUACCCGAAUUACAAGCACUAGCCUCGUCCUCGCCAAAGCGAUCCGAAGUCCUCAACAAGUCAAUGAGCUCAAUCAGCAGCCCAUCGACCCGACUUUCUAAUACACCAAGUCCCUGGAGUGCGUCCACCGCCACAACGACGCCAACAUCAUGGUCGUCAGCGUCGCCAGGCAUUGUGCAACAAGUACCUAUGAAACAAUCCGGGAAACGGUCACAAACUGUGCCUAUUCCAGCACCAAAGCGUGAAAAAGUCCCAAAAAUGCCGGCCCUUCCGGAAUCGUUCGUCCCUUUGGGGGAGAGCGAUUCACCCGCCGGUUCUAAUGGGUCAAGGAAGACUCCUAGUAAGAAGAGGACGCCAUUGAACACACCUGCGCCGACGCCCCCUCCAAGGACUUCCUCAGCUAGGCAGACGCUGAGCAGGAGCAGCAGUAGAAGUGAUGGACAGCGACCAAAACCUGACCUUCAACCUACCCCUUCUCCGGAUCUAGAGCGCAGUCCACUCGCCAGGCGCGCGCGAACAGAACCUGAGAAUGUUGGAGACUCGGUCCGACAAGGUUCCCUUGCGCGAGCUCACGACGAACUCCAGCAGUCACUGGGCGAAGCACCACCUAGGCCGAGUCGACAAGGCACAAGAACCCUCGGUGACACCAGACCAGUUGUCCUCAAUACCCACCGCUCGGGCUUCGCCAGCCGACAUCGCGAAAUUCUGGAUGCUCGCGACGAUGGGCUACGCGAACCUGUUGAUAUUGGAAAAGAGGAGGAGAUCUAUCCCUCAUCGGAGCACCGGCCGACAACUCCUAAAGAGACCGGUGCAUCGGUUCCCAGUUCCCCAAGUCGCCUGGGCAAGUUUUCCCGGUUGGGGAUCUUUGGUCGUAGAGGCAAAUCACCAGCCGCCGAUACCGAAAAGAGUCCACGAAACAAGUUGCAACGAAGAGGACCUGCAGCGGGUACAGGUCAUGAAGGAUAUGGAAAGUAUGGAAGAAGAGGUCGGAAAGCACAACAGGAUAGCGGGUCGUCGAACAACAGUGAAAGUGAAAGAUCUGUCAGUAGCACGAGGAGGACACCGCUGUUCUCUUCGAAAGGAAAGGAAAGUCGGAACAGUAGCCGCCACAAUCGCAGCAGUCAGUCUGACCUUGACGAAUUUGCUGCGACCAGACUGAAACCUGUCCCCAUCAUUGGCGGAUCAGGGAGCAGCAUGAAGAGCAACUCCGGGAGCCGCCUUGAUGUCUCUGAGAGUCCUCUCCCACCUCCUGGACUGAAUCUUGACCAGUGGAGAACGCCAUCGCAAUCACAGACAUCCAUUAGCCAACAGUCUGUACAAGACAGCCCCGGGUUCACCACCGCUGCGACUUCGGAUCAGGAGAAUGUUCCUACGUUAGCACUUCGACGGUCUCAACGUUUCGGAAACGUGGCAGAGAACUUCAAUUUACCGACUCCAAUUAGAACCGAGGAACGCUCCAGAACGCCAUACAUAAGCAGUCAAGAGGAAAGCCGGUCUUCUGCUUUGGCAGCAUCAACGUCGACACCCAGCACCACUACUGAAUUCAAUCGCGUCGAUCCUACGCUCCAAAAGUCAAGGGAUAAGAAACGUCGAAAGCUUAGGUGGAAUAUUUUCCGGAGGAAAGGUCCAGAGCCUGAACUAGAGUCGGGUAUGCGUCCACCGUCCUCAUCGCCGGAGGAGAUGGCCGUCAGUGUUUCGUCUGUCCCAAUUUCUCGGCCUAUGCCAUACUAUGCCAUGAUGGAUUCUGAGAGCGAAAUGAACACUAACGAGCAGGUUGGGGAUUUCCUCUCACAAGUCGUCGAAUCCCCUGCUGUAAGCCCCAUGAUGGAGGGCUCCGAGAGAGAGGUUCCGGAAGACGACCAAGUGCAACGAAUAUAUGAAGAUACUGUGUUCCUUCCGGCCGCUCCCGUAUCGCCGCCACAACUAUUCGCAAGACCGCCUCCUGCAGUACCUUUAAGAAGUCCAACAGAGCAAAUCCCGGUGCAGCUGGAUGAGCGUCCACAAAGACAACCACGUCUUGUUCGCGUUGGACGAAUACCUCCCGUGGUAUCGAGAAACGAACGACUGCAUACACCCAGCCGCACAUCCUUCUCUCAACCUUUCGUGAGACGGCCAGUCGCUGACAACUCUGAUCAGACCCCAGAGGCUAAUCCAGACCCGCCACUCCAGAUUAGCACAGAGAUCCUCCCAAACCGACCAUACACAGCUCCGGACAGUGCUAAAUCGGCCAGCGCCCCGGCCUUUGGAGAAUCGGAGUUUCUACGAUUUCCUUCGAGGCAAGCCUCAGAAGUCUCUGCGUCCAGUAGUUCUGAAGGCGUCUUGAGCAUCCUCGGCCCCGCGUUGAUUCCGGGCCAGCUCGGUAGUGGCCAUUCGGGGAGUUUUGCUCGGCAGUCAGAUGUCUAUGUGCCCAACAGCCCUAGUGUCGACGAGGUCUGGAAUGAGUACGAUGAUUUUAUCGACCAGGUACUAUCCCCUUCUCGAACAAGGAAAAGUGCGAAGGCCAGAGUCCAGCAGGAAGCUCCGGUUCCAGAACCACCUCGAGAUCCCAGUACUUCAGCUGACUCGGCUCGAUACGGCACAGCGACACAGACUGAGAGCCCCGAUGUCUUUCUGUCUGACUUUCCUGUCCCUGCCAUGAAACGGCCGGUACUGGGGCAAGCAGAGGUGACUUCAGCCGCACCCCCAGUCGUAUUUCAUCCUCCUACGAUACCGGAACGAUCGGUAGGAGAAGACAUUCGACUGCGACGGUCUCGGAUUGUUUCAGCCUUACACUCCUCAAUUGACCCAGCAUCGCCAUUCUCGAUUCGGGACUUACUUAGCGAAUAUGAAAGUCCCCAUAGGUACAGCUCGAAAUUAUCUGAGCGCCUGAGUACCUCUACGGCCGGUCGCUCACUCGAGCGUCUGACAAUGACCAUGAACGCACCAGACAUGCAAACCGAGCCGAAUCACCAAGAGCAAGUGGCUCUUUUAGAUGUGGUCGAACGAAGCAGAGACCCCGUGGGCCAGUCAGAACUUCACUACGCAUCAUUGAUGGUCGCCAAGUGGCUCUCAUUCGGACGGGUUCUCUUCUCUCCUGCUCACGAUGAAAUCCACACUAUCCCGGAGCGUCAUAUUCUCGUGAUUGAUGGACUGGGAAAUGAGGACUGGUCGAUCUAUUGUGCCGUCACAUACGAAGCGCAGAGGGCUUUUGUGCAUGAUCUCAAGGAGAAAGCAACUCCCAAGGGCUCCAAAGAUUCGAAACCGUCCCAACACGCUCCCGACAACCAUCGUCGAGCAGAAGUGGUCAGUUUCUACGAGCGAUUUCCAUUUCCGCCUGCCUUUUUCUCUGCUGUUGUCGUUCGGUUUCCCCCGGCGAUGGCUGAGGCAAAGUUGAAGAAUAUUAUAUCCGAAUGCAGACGAGUAUUGCUUCCUGGCGGAUAUCUGGAGCUCAUGCUUCUGGAUCUCGACAUUGUCAAUAUGGGCGUUCAGACCCGAAGAGCAGUCCGCGAGCUCAAGUUUAGAAUGACGGCGGCAGACAAGCAGAUCAGUCUGAGACCAAUAAUUGAUAAUGUCCAGAAUGUUCUCGGUGGACGUGGAUUCUCCAAUAUCAGUCGCUGUGUGGUGGGAGUACCCGUAGCAGGGCGUCCCACUGGAUCGACUGAUUCGUCCUCAUCUUCACGCUCGAGUGGGGGGUCGGAUGGAUUCCCGAGGCGUGGAACAGGAGAUCCAAGACAAGCAAAUGCCUCGCCACGAAUGACCUUUUCUCAAGGCCGCGGAGGAGCCAAUCUGUCACUGAAUGACCUGAUUGCUGAUCAUUCCGAGAACGCCGAUGCGAAAAUAGGCAAAAUAGUCUCAAGAACAGCGAGAACGUGGUGGCAGCAUUGCUUUGAAGCCGGGGUGAUUCCCGAUGGCAAUCUUUCCAGAAGCAUUUUUGCCGACAAGCACGUAUUGGGGGAGUGUAAAAGCCGAGGAUCCAGUUUCAAGAUGCUAAUUGCAUAUGCACAGCGCCCUGUCUUCGAGGCAAGACGGCGAACGAUGAGUGAGCCCGUUGUGCCAACAGUGGCCACGGCUGGAGUUGCUCGACAGGCCCAACCAUCUUCUGGUGGAUCACGUACAGCAUGA